CCCACCAACCCUUCAGUUACUACUUGGUUCUCUUACUUGGCAAAUGUCCACUUUUUAAGGCUGAACUGCUAAGAACUACUCCGUAUCCUUGUUCAUCCAAGGAUUGGCUCUUCUAUUCGCCGCCUUCCUGCUGUCAGUCUUCACUUCAGCCCAUCAGCGCCCGGCUUGCCUCCACGUUGGGUCAUUCUUAUCGCUCUCGCCACCAGCCACCCUUCAACAAACCACCCACCGUACUUCGCUUUUGCAGUGGCAGCCAGCUGUUCCUUUCACCUGACGCACAGCAAUCCCCUCACCAUGGCCAUUCGGGACAUUGUCGUCAACGCGUCCCUGCUGCCGGUGCUCAAUUUGAGCGCCGAAACCCGCGACCAAUGCAUGCAAUUGCUCGCCGUGCUCGACCCGUCGGCUGACUCCUACUCUGACUCCGAAAAACGCGCCCUAGCUGCGUCCAAGGAACAGAAGCAGCUGUUUGCUCUUCUGGCUCGCCUGCGCGGGCUCAACCGCGAUGCUAUUCUACGCGUCCGAGAGACGAAGCAGGCGACCGCAGAGGCCCGCCAGGAAAUCGACCGUUUACACCUGCAACUUCAGAAUCUCUACUACGAACAACGGCACCUGACGGGGGAAAUCGCUGCGUGCGAGUCUUAUGAUCACAAAUACCUUGCCCUUCCAUUGAUCCCGCUCGAAGAAUUCCUGGCGUUGCACCCCGAGCAUCGUGAAUCGGACGAACACGAUCUCAUGAUCGCUCGCAUCAACCACGAACAUGCCGAACGGGAGAAGCUGGAGCAGGCGCGACAAGAGCUUCUGAAGCGGAAACAGGCUUUGAUUGCGGAAAACAACAAACGGAAGGAGGAUCUGGCCAGUCUGGACCAGGAUUUGGAGCGCUUUAUCGACCAUGUCCUGGUCAUGAUUGCCAAGAAUGAAGACCUGUCAUCAUCACAGACCGUUGAUACCAACCCCGAUUAUACCAUGACCGUCAGCACCCCCUCGCCGCGUCCGCCGCCCCCGGAGAAGCCAGAGGCUAUCCGGACGCGAUUCAAGGUCAUUGCAGCCUUCUGGGCGGUGAUUAUUCUUCUGGGAUUCCCGAUCUGGUGGAAGACCACAUCGAUCUUUCGAGCUUCCUUGCCCAUCCCGGAAAUGAUUGAUUGGGCCGAUGGAAAGACCUGUCGUCCUGUUUUCCCACUUCAAAUCCGAGUUGAGACGCCUCACCUACCUGACGCAGAGGCCCAGCACUUGCUCCGGACGACACAACAUACGCUCGAUGACUUGAAUGAAUUCUCCGCACAUCAUCUGCGGCUGAAGCUAUCGAACGAUAAUGCUGACGAGCCGUUGACUGAACCGGCAGACACGGCCUUGACAGUGCGCCUCAUACCACAAGACGAUCUAAUCAACCCCAAGUCCGAACUCCAGCACGAUAUCACCCAGCUCGACGUCUUUUACUCACCAAACCAAAUACCGCCCCUAUCAUCAUCCAACCCACCGUUGUCCGCUUACAUUGCGGGUGAACUUCAGCAGCUGUUCACAGAAGAGAAAGCCAUCAUCGCGCAAGUCCUGUCGAACACCCAUGCAUCAACUAUGCUUUCCUCCGUGUCCCCUCAGCUCGCGGAUAGUAUAGCCAAGCGCCUCCGACGCUCGAUGAAAUACGCCGAUACCUAUCACCUCGCCUUUUCCUUGUUCACUCCCGGCACAGAGCCCUCCUCGUGGGACAUUCAGGCCGCUGUCCACGACUAUAUCACCCCACUGCUGCAGGCCUUCUCUCCAAUCAGCAAUUUUACCGUUGACACCCAAGUUCAGUUAUAUGCGACGUUUGCACCUACGGCUCCGGCGCCCGAGUACGACGAAAGCCACGCAGCUUGGACCCUGAAGCCCGAAGACCUUAGCGCGUUCAUCAACGCGGCCGAAUGGCCUCUCAGCCCCAGCAUCGGCCCGGGCCCAACCAUCAACUUUAUUCUCUAUGUGCCUGAUGCAGCGCAAUCCCCCUUGGUGGUCAAGGACAGUCUCGCGACAAGCUGGGUCGUGCCUCAAUGGGGCGGUGUUGUUCUUCUCAACCCUUCCAACGGCACCCAACUUCAGCAUUUAUCGCGCGACUCGCUUCAGGCCCCCUUUCUGACCUUUUCCCACCAACUCCUCACUCUUCUGGGCGCCCCUUCCACCCCGGCUGCGCUGCCUUUCCGACUGCAGACACUCACUCGCAUUCGAGCCGCGAGUCUGCUCCUCUCUGCAUCCUCUACCAUGGGCUCCCUCGCCCGUCUCACCGAGUCACUUCCCUCCAUCCCCAUCCCUGCUACCGUGGCUGCCUCCGUGGCGACGACCCUCUCGCAUCUGACCUCGGCCUGUGAGCAUCUCCGAAGGGGCCGAUUCCAGGCCGCGCUAGCGGAUGCACGAAUCGCCGAGACGGAAGCGGAGCGUAGCUUCUUCGAGAAGAGCAUGGUCGGCCAAAUGUACUUCCCGGAUGAGCACAAGGUGGCCGUGUAUCUGCCUCUAUUGGGCCCCAUCGGCGUUCCUCUCAUUGUAGGCUUGCUAAAGGAGGUCAAGAAGGCCAUAGCCUUGCGGAAGGCCAGGAAGGCUCACUGAAUGAAUCCGAUUUGUACAGUACAUAGUUUUAUCCAAUCAUGUCUUUUCUUUCUUUCGUUUUGAGCAAAACGCACCAACAUAGAAGCAAUACCUCGCUAAAAAGCAUACAACCAG
Messenger RNA from Aspergillus aculeatus ATCC 16872, 2682 nucleotides. RefSeq lists its product as uncharacterized. NCBI's taxonomy places the organism in Eukaryota, Fungi, Ascomycota, Eurotiomycetes, Eurotiales, Aspergillaceae. The record is from RefSeq and is a predicted model, not a curated record. Gene Ontology annotation, cellular component: GPI-anchor transamidase complex. Gene Ontology annotation, biological process: attachment of GPI anchor to protein. The transcript is spliced from 5 exons. The coding region runs from base 295 to 2568 and encodes 757 amino acids.